AUGGCUAGGGUCCCGAUAUAUGCGGCAUCUUCUUGGACCAGUAUCGUAUCCCUAACGGCUUCUCAAUUCCUGGAUCCCGUUCGCGAUGUCUACGAGGCAUUCACGAUCUAUACCUUCUUCCAACUACUUAUCAACUUCCUCGGUGGUGAAAGAGCCCUAAUCAUAAUGACACACGGCCGUCCUCCUGUUCAGCAUGCCUGGCCCCUAAACCACGUUUUCCCUAAAGUCGAUAUUUCGGACCCGCACACCUUCUUGGCUGUAAAGCGAGGUAUCCUCCAGUAUACAUGGCUGAAGCCGAUUCUGGCCCUCGUUUCCAUCAUCAUGAAGGCGACAGGUACCUAUCAGGAAGGCUAUUUAGGUCUAGCGUCAGGUUACCUGUGGACGGGAUUAGUGUAUAAUGUCAGCGUUACUCUAAGUCUGUAUUCUUUGGCGAUGUUCUGGGUUUGCCUACACGACGACCUAAAGCCGUUUCGACCCGUUCCCAAAUUUCUUUGCGUUAAGCUCAUUAUUUUUGCUUCUUACUGGCAAGGAUUCUUCUUAUCGAUUCUCCAAUGGCUUGGGGCCUUGUCCAAUGGGGUUGCAGGAUAUACGCCGGACAACCUCGCUGCCGCCAUCCAGGACACUUUGAUAUGCUUCGAAAUGCCGUUUUUUGCAAUCACUCAUUGGUAUGCUUUCUCAUGGCAUGAUUAUGCAGACAAAACAAUUUCUGCCGCUCGGUUACCGGUGAUAUACGCCCUUCGAGAUGCGUUCGGACCCCGAGAUCUCAUCGAAGAUACAAAGAUGACUCUCCGGGGCGAAAACUAUGAGUAUCGGUUAUUCGAUUCCGGUGACCACAUUAUCCCUCACGCGGAGUCAGCCUCCCGUGUCAAACGGGUAAUGGAUGGCAUGCGGUACGAGCGGGGAGGAAAGGGAAAGUAUUGGAUUCCACGGCCAGGCGAGGUUAAUAGCCGGACACCGUUACUUGCUGGAGAGACAUCGAGCGGGGGGGGCAGAAGAAGCAGCGCGCUGGAGCGCUUUCGCGCCUACGGCGAUCUCGAGGAGUCUACACUGGACGAUGAAGAUGAACGCCUAUUUACCAAGGCUCGAGCCUUGGAGUUUGGCGAUUGGAAUUACCCUGUGAUCACAGCCAAUGAAGUUCCACGAGACCAACGUCUUGGGUACCCGAGGCCGUACCAGAGCUACCAGAGCCUGCGUUCAUCUGGACAGAGUUCCCAGUCAUCUGAACCCGUCAAGAAAGCCCGAAAACACCGAAAGAGCCGAGCUGGUAGUGAAGCCACGCACGGAACUGAAGGACAUCGCAGCCCUAAGAACGUCAAAAAUCCUCGAAAGAAAAGCUCGUUUGGAGAGCCCGGCGCUUUGCAGCGGGAAACCAGCAGCACAUCUCAUGGCUCUCGUCGCGGGCAACUGGUUGACUUGGUUGUGGAGAAUCGUGAAGCUGAGGAGCAAGAAAGGGUGCAUGCUCAGAGAACGCUUGGCUCUGCCUGGGCUGGUCCCGAACGAAGGCAUUUCGAACGCCCAUCGGGGCACUCUGCGGAAGAACCGCCCAACGUCGAAAUGCCGCAAAAUGUAGAAAGCGAACAGCUAAAUGUUGAGAGCACGGAAACAACUCGAUGGGAGGAUAGCCCCGAUGAAGAGCCGCCCAAAGGGCCGGCUUGGGCUUAUGGGCCACUGGAGGAAGAAAAUGUCUGGGGUAAAUAG
Aspergillus glaucus CBS 516.65 is the source of this 1698-nucleotide messenger RNA. Its product is annotated as OSTA/TMEM184 family protein. The record is from RefSeq and is a predicted model, not a curated record. Gene Ontology annotation, molecular function: transporter activity. Gene Ontology annotation, biological process: transport. The transcript is spliced from 4 exons. Lineage: Eukaryota; Fungi; Ascomycota; Eurotiomycetes; Eurotiales; Aspergillaceae. The coding region runs from base 1 to 1698 and encodes 565 amino acids.